Molecule: messenger RNA, 1667 nt
Organism: Anguilla anguilla (European eel)
Lineage: Eukaryota; Metazoa; Chordata; Actinopteri; Anguilliformes; Anguillidae
Gene: snrpf
Product: small nuclear ribonucleoprotein polypeptide F
Exons: 4
Coding region: 155-415 (86 amino acids)
Biological process (GO): spliceosomal snRNP assembly; mRNA splicing, via spliceosome
Cellular component (GO): U1 snRNP; catalytic step 2 spliceosome
Molecular function (GO): RNA binding
Source: RefSeq, a predicted model, not a curated record
AGUACAGUUCCUGUUUAGAAUUGAAGUUCAGAGGUCGAAAGGAACCACUUCCUGUAAUCGUCGCCGCAACGUGCUUGUAGUAAAAUACGCAAGAAUUUGUUUGAUUUUUAGAAGCGAGGAAGUACAUUAAAUACCUUAAACAUCAUCCACAGCGAUGAGUUUACCCUUGAACCCAAAGCCCUUCCUUAACGGCCUGACGGGCAAACCGGUGAUGGUGAAGCUGAAGUGGGGCAUGGAGUACAAAGGAUAUCUGGUGUCUGUGGAUGGCUACAUGAACAUGCAGUUGGCUAACACUGAAGAGUAUGUGGAUGGAGCCUUGGCUGGGCAUUUGGGAGAAGUGCUUGUCAGAUGCAAUAAUGUCUUGUAUAUAAGAGGUGUUGAAGAAGAGGAGGAAGAUGGUGAAAUGAGAGAAUAAUGGAGAGGCCUCGUAACCCGUCUGGAUGCGCAGUUUGUGUUUUCUAUUGUAGGUCGCAUAAAACAAGUGGGGCAACCUUACACUGGUCUGUUCAAUAACGACUUCUUUGGUGCAACACGGUGCUCAGAUACUCACAAUUAAAUCCAUUCAUACUCUCAAGAUUCAAUCUUCCCAUAAUGCAUUUUGACAGUUUGUCAGAAAACAUUGUGUGAUGGUCCCAGGCUGCAGGCUUGUGAAUAUGAAAAGAUUUGUUUGGUACAUUUGAGCCACUUGUACCGAGUAUUCCUGGAAACUUUAAUUGGCAGUGCAAUGUAAGGCUGUUCUCCUUGUGUUUUUGUGAUAGUGUUGGCUAUUUUGUGUAGCCUAAGUUUUUCUACUUUAUGUUUUUACUUUUUUUUUUUUUUUUGGAAAAUAACAGACCAAUACUGCUCUGUUGUGCCUGUAAUAGCACAAUGGUAAUAAAAUUGUACAUAUUGCACUUUUCACCAAUCUAUGUGGCAAAUUGAUUUAGUCAAUCUUACUUCAAGGGUAGAAUGUGCCAUGGUUGCCAUUUGUGUGAAUUAUGAAUUAUAGAGACACAAGACAUGUAAAGUUAAUACAGUUUAAUUACAGUGUAUAGGAAUGAUGUUACCUAUACUAGUCCAGCACAUUACCCAGUCAAGUUCAAAAUUAAUUGCUCCAAAUUUGUGUACUGUUAUGUAUGCAAGCCUCAGAUAUAGUAUACUACGCUCAGUCAUCAAAGGACUUAAUCAGUUGCUGACUGGACCAUGUCUGUAGGGACCCUACUUCGCUGGGUCACUGCACUUAGUGAGUUGUGCUGUUAAUUCUGCUGCAGAAGAAGAUUUUGGACAUUUUCUGGGCUUCUUAACUAAAAGAAGAACACUGUAUACCAUGGAAUAUGUUUGAAGUUUUUUUUUUUUUUUGGUCAGUGCUCAAUGUUCAUGCUCAAAAAUUAUUCUGUGAUCCAGUGAAUUUGCAUCUCUGCUGGAUGUUAUGGUGUGGGCAGUGUUUUUACAACGUUUUAAGUUCUUUGUGUCAUUGGCCAAGCCUAGCCAAGAUUGGUGUGGAGGUAUGGCUCCUUUGGGAUGAAAAGGGGUGUUCCCUCCUUUUAACACAUGGACCGUGUCGGCAUUAACAUUAAAUCUCAACAGAAAACCACACAGGCUGCAGCUCAUACUUACUGUGACAUGACAAAAGUGCUUUCCGUUUUGUUUGUAUUUUGAAAAUAAAAUGUUUUUUUGUAAAACCUCAA